AAAUAUUUAUAAUUUUUUUUUCCUGAUUGAUUUUUAUUCCCUAUGAUCUAAUCGCAAGUUUUAGAUAUACUUGAAGGUUUUAAGCAAAAAUUGCAGCAAUUUUUUUUAGAUAGACACAAAAUCUUAAUUGUUCUUAUCAACUUUUCCUCUGCUAAUCUUUGGAUAAAUACAAAAUUUUACUUUUUCUUAUCAACUUUCCUCUAUUUAGCUUAAUAUUGAUAUCAACAUUUUUUUUUCCUUAACUUUAUGAAUAAUUGUAACACGGUGGGACUCCUUCAUCUUCCUCUUCGGAAUGUCCGGCUCCAAAAUCCGACGCUUCGGGGUCUCGAUCUCGUGGAGCACAAUUCGAUCCUCCUUGGCUUUCGAUCGAGCCUCGCUGAUCGAUUUCACGAGCUCCAAGAACUCCUUCGAUUGGAAGAGGUGGUUGUAUCAUUUGAAGAUAUAGAUGAGAUAUGAAGGAGUCAGCAUGCAUUCAUUAAUCUUGCUAUUACAAUUAUACUUCGCAUGGGUGUUGGUGGACAUGGUGUACCUCCUUUGGGAAGUCCUGAUGGUCUACUUGCUUCUUUUGUAACUUGGAUCAGCCAAAUGCCACAGUUUGUUCUAGAGUCGGAAAUCCCAAAGCUCACAAGGAGCUAACCCAUGAAAGAGCUACGUGAGAAGCACAUGAUUGGAAGCGGAAGAGUCAUGCCAUGCUAUCAAGCUCGCGACAAGCUAACCUGCGAAAGUGCCAUGUGAGAAGCACAUGACUGGAAGCAUAAGAGUCAUGUCAGGCUGUCAGUUUCGCGAGUGUCUCGCGGGUAAAGCCUUUCCACGAGAUAGUCACAAAACAUUGUACCUAGAGGUUAUUUUAGAGUGACUUUCUUACCCUUCACCCAUACUAUAUAUACCUUCAUUACCCACAAAAGUAAAGAAGGCUAUUCAGAGAGAAAAACACUAGAUAUGUUUUCUACAACACACACCCAUCUUUUAGAGAGAGAGCUACUCAUCUUUAGUGAGAAAUCAUUCUAGUCUCUUCUCCUUCCCUCUCCCAUUGUCAUACAUUGAGAGGAGAUUUGUAUCCAAACACAACCCACACAUUUUCAAAGUGUAGAAAGUGUUUUGGAGCUUAGGAAGUUUUGGGGAUUUGUCAAAAGAAGUUGGUGAGGCUUGGCGGAUGCAAUCGGGUGUAUUGUGGGAUCCAGAAAACUAGACAAGACACGAUUCUGAGAAGUCUUGUUGGAGUAGGAGUUUGGAGGGUUUAGAUAAAUUGGGUAGAUUAGGCUUGGAGGGUCUCUUGCUAUUCGUGUAUUCCAACUUAUUGUCUAGUGGAUCGAUUUACUGCUUGGAAGGGGGAGGAGAAGUUUUUCGCCGAGUUCUUUGGUUUCCUCUUCAAUAACAUCGCCGUGUUAUAUUGUGUUUGCAUUUCUCUUUCCUUACUCUUGUGCUUUACUUUUAUUAUUUGUUGUUCAUUUUUAUGCACUUGAGUAGUAUUGGUUGAUUGCGCUUCAUUUACUCUUAUUUCCACACUUAGAUAAAUUAGAGUAAAAGCAAUCUAGCCGUAAUCUUUUAAUUGGGGGUCUAAACAGCUCUUGUGUCUUCACACAAAUCUGAGCUUUCAAUUGGUAUCAGAACGGGUACACUUGUUUUGGUUUCAUUACCUAAGUGUGAUCUUUGACCCCUUGUGUGUUUUGCCAUAGAUAAUACUUUGUAUGCUUCCAUGCAUGUUUUGGUUGAUGAUGAGUGUAACAUGCCAUGUAUUCGUGAAAAUGUCUCUAUGAGCGAUAAUCCUCAUGACUGUGAUAUUACAUGAAUCUAUGGGUGUUGAUAUUCCUAACAUCAAACUCUUGAAGAAAGAGGCUAAGAAGUUUCAUAUGAAUUUGAGCAAGUUUCAUUGUGAAAAUGAUGAUUUGAUUGUUAAGCUCAAUGAAUCCAAUAAAUUGGUUGAAAAAUAUAAGAAGCUUGCUGAAAAUUUUCUUGAAAAGCUGAAAGAGUUUGAAUGUUUAAAUAUGGACUUGGUUGCUAAACUUGUCUUGUCUAAUAAACUAGUUGAUGAUCUUAAAUGUGAAAAUGAAUCUCUUAAGAUGUAUGCCAAGUGUUUGAUUACUGAAUCUAUUGCAAAAAAUGAUGAAAAUAUUUGUUGCAAUCAUGUUGUGGUAUCCGAUUUUGUGCCUAUUGUGUGUUUUACCUCAAAGGAUAAAUCGGUGUACAUUCUUCCACACAAAAGAAAUCAAAAAGUGGAGAGAAAGGCUCUUAAGCCAAAGCCUCUGUUUAGGUCUCAACCUGAGGUUUUGGAUGGAUCUAAGUUUGUUCCAACUUGCCACCAUUGUGGUGUGAUUGGCUAUAUAAGACCUCAAUGUCCAAAGUUGAGAGAACAAAACCAUAUUGCUAGAUCCUUUCCCAAAAAGUCUAGUGGACCUAAACACAUUAUUUAUAACCAUUGUGGUGUCUUUGAUCAUCUUAUUAGACUUUACUGCUCUAAGUUUCAAGCUUUUAAACAAAUCAAAAGGAAAGAGAAACUUGAACUUUUAGGAAGUUGUGCUAUGAAAGUAAAACCGGAUUUAGGGGAAACUGGUAAGUUGUUGAAGAAAGUUUUUGAUGUUCUUACCUCCUUGUCUAUGUGCAUCUCCGGUUCUCACUCUUCCAACCCUCGUAUCACUUCUUAUGAGACACUCAUUCCAAAAAAUUGUUUUGUUUGGAUGAGGAAGGAUUCCUAUGGUUGAGCUUAUGCUCUUUUUGUCCUUAAUCUAAUUCUUUCGAUUUUUGUAGAACCCUUCAUGCAUUGAAUGUAAUAUCUUCAUGCAUUUUGUGCAUCUUGCAUUUCUUUUUAUGCAUUGUUUUUGUUUGUUGAUCUUACUUUACUUGCUCUAUUUUUAAGUGUGUUGAAAAAUUCAAAAACCCAUAGAAAUUGAAAAAUCUCUAAAAAUUUUGAUCGCUUGUGUUGUGUAUAUCAUAUGUAAGUUUGUCCUAGUACCUUCGUACUAAUGGCGUAGUGCAUUUACAAGUUUAACUUGUUUUAUAUGCACAUCUAUCUUUGUGGGAAAAAUCUUGAAAUUUAUGUAUGACUGUUGUAAAUCGAUCUUCAAGCUUGUCAUGAAUGAUUGGUCAAUGGUCUUGAUGAUUUUGAUACAUGCAUAGACUUGUGCUUAUAUAUCUUCCCACAUAUUUUAUGUUUUCUCUUAAAAAGCUCAACAAAUGUAAAUCUCAAAAUGAAAAGAGAUAAUGAGCUACAAAAGCCGUCUCACAAACUAGUAUUUGACUAGGAAAAAGGGAAAACGAAUUUAUUGAAAUGUAUGGUGUCCAAAAAGCAAAAAGCUUAUUCUUAAAAAUGAAAUGUCAAAAAUUUCAGGCACCGAUCUCAAAAUGAGAUAUAUUGUUCAAAAAUUGGUCGAAUGUUAUGAUUUGUAAAGAAGCCAAAUGAAAAGCUUCAAAGUUAUAUAAUUAUUUUUGUAGGAGGUCGUAUAUGUUCAUUUCUAUAAUUGAGAUAAAUCUCUUGACCUAGUACUAGUUGUGUAUGACUUGAUUGAAUUGAUCAUUGAAACUUCACUCUGGACUAUGGACUAUUCCACAUUUGAUACUCAUCCACAACACACAAGACUUUUGUUCAACAAAUACUUAUUUCAUUUGUGUGAUUGUACAUGAUCAAAUUUGAUGUGUAUGCUCAAUUGCUUGUUGAUCAAACCCAAAAAGAUUUUUGAGUAUUUUAUAUGUCUUUGAAAGUGUUUUUAUGCUUUUUAGUUUUAAGUUUUUGGUGAAAUUGCAUUUUUCAUUAUUUUCUUUAAAAACUUCUUCACAAGCAUUUUCGCGAGAAGCUUGUAACUAAGCUCUUCUCGCGAAAAUAGGUUAAGGCAAAACUUGAAAAUACAAAAGUUAGAUAGAGACUUUCGCGACUAAAGACUUCCCGCGAAAGGUUUUGCGCUUCAGAUGCAUUUUUCACGAGUAACUUCGCGAGUAAGUAACCCGCAAAAAACGUGUGUUUUUAGUUUUAAAGGGCUGAUGUGACAGAUUUUCAAAUACACUUCAGUUUCCCUCUUUUCACCUUCCUCGUGCCUCUCUCAAUCCCAAACAGUUUUUCACUCAAAACCCCCGACAAACUUCAAGUACAAUCUCUACAAAAUCACUUCAAAGGUAUGCUUUCAACAAUCUUUUCUUUUUUUUCCUUAGAUUAUGCAGAAAAUAUUUUAGGUUUACUUGAUUUGGGGAUUUUUGAAAAAAGGGUUGGGAACCUUAAUUUUGGUCAUAAUUUUGUCAAUCUUUUGAUUGGGCUUUGUCCCAUUUGACUUGUUUGUGAUUGUGUUGGUUCCAUGUGGCAAUUUUAACGUGUAUUUAGGCGGUUUUACAUAUGCUCAUGCAUUGCCCACAUUUUAAGUAUAGUGAUGCAUAUCAAGUGUUUAAUAAAUUGCCCAAAUGACAUUUUCUCGUUGUUUUGGACUCUGAUGAGUACCAAACUUUGGGGAUUACCAUGAUUAUGUAUGUUUAUCAUGUUUUGAUCAUUGGUUGAGUGUUUUAUACACUUUUCCCCAUGAGUGCUUACUCAUGCAUUGGUUAUGCAUCUCAUAUGCACACUAGAUGCACCUUGCUGCACAUUAAAUGCACCUUGAUGCAUACACUUUAUCACUUGACAUGUUUUGCAUUCACUCAUGCUAGUGAAGUCUUUUUGGACCUUUUAGCACACAUAAUAUGUUUUUGGACCUUUUAGAGAGUAUACCGGAUUGUAUCGUCAUUUCUAUAUGAUUCUUGUGCACAUUCUUAGGGGGAGAAGUGUUACCUCAUGCACAUUUGUAGGGGGAGAAAGUCAUAGGGGAAAUGCAUAUAGGGGAGAAGACAUUUUGUUUUUUUAGAAAACCUUGUUUUGUUUUGUUUUACCUUUUGCUUGUUUUCUCAUUGUUUUAUGGUGCUUUGAGUUAUAUUUAGUACCUUUGCUUUAUUGCUCUCAUCACAUUGUUUUUGUUUGUUAGACAUGCAUACAUCCUUAUGUUAUUGUGCUUUAUUGGUUGCAUGUUCGGAUGAUCAUUUGCUUGGCUAUAUGAUCAUUGUAGUAAUUUCUAUAUGACUGUUUUGGUGUAUGAUCAAGCUACUUACAUGUUUCACAUCAUGUUUACUUGAUCGCAAUUUACUUGUUACAUUAUACUUGUAAUUUUAUUACUUGUUUUACCUUGAGGGUUUAAUGUGUUUUGUGCAAGUGUUUCAGGUUACAGGUAUAUAUGCUCCAAGUUCAUCACAGUUUCUAAAUUUAGGUGUGAGUGAGUUUUGCCAUUGUUUCCAAACUCACGUUUAAAUCUAGAGUUUGUAAUAGGACGUUUUGUCAUGGAAUAGCCAAAGGGGGAGAUUGUAAAGAUGUGAUUUACAACUAUGUUUUAUGUUGACUUUAUUCUAUGACAAAAAGUGUUGUAAUUGCUUUAAUUUUGUUCCUUGUAUUUUGUAUGAUUUUAUUGUAUUGGGUUUAGUAUUAA
Molecule: messenger RNA, 5429 nt
Organism: Quercus robur (English oak)
Lineage: Eukaryota; Viridiplantae; Streptophyta; Magnoliopsida; Fagales; Fagaceae
Exons: 5
Coding region: 1770-2699 (309 amino acids)
Source: RefSeq, a predicted model, not a curated record